This is a messenger RNA of Mixia osmundae IAM 14324, 2532 nucleotides long. RefSeq lists its product as uncharacterized. NCBI's taxonomy places the organism in Eukaryota, Fungi, Basidiomycota, Mixiomycetes, Mixiales, Mixiaceae. Gene Ontology annotation, cellular component: nucleus. Gene Ontology annotation, molecular function: DNA binding; ATP hydrolysis activity; ATP binding. The record is from RefSeq and is a predicted model, not a curated record. The transcript has 3 exons. The coding region runs from base 1 to 2532 and encodes 843 amino acids.
AUGACACAAGAUCUUCAGUCUAGCAAGACUGUCUAUUCCAUCUUCCAGUCCGCCAGCGAGCGCAAAGCAGCAGCUCAAGCGCUCGCAUCUCAAGCUCCGCCGGCUCAUGUGCAGACCCAAGACAUCACCACCAAGGCUGCAAAAGCUACGCGCAAAUCGAAGAAAGCUACCAACGGUCGAAAUGCCACGCUUGAGGUUGGCAAUGGCCGUACACUCGCUUUGGCGGCCCCGAAAGCAUUGGAACCUGCAAAGAGCUCUCGCAAGGGCAAAGGAAGAGCGCCACCUGAGAGCAGUACUUCAGCUAGUGAUGGCGAGGAGUUAGAUAGCUUGGCGCCUGCGAUUGAGUUGACUAGCUCGCCGCCCGGUCAAUCGAGUCGACGCGUCGCAACGACAAGAAGAGCGAUUGAACAGCCCGACAAGCCCCCGCAUCCUUUUUUUGCUCUCAAGUCAAGACCUUCUGUAGCUGUGACGCCUACGAGCGAAGCUGCCCCAAUUGACCUCGAAUUGCCCACAGCGAGGACAAGUUCCAAAGCUGCAAAAGAGUAUGCGAGAUAUUGGCCACCCCGAUGGCCGACGGCAGACGAGCAACACGUCGAAUAUCUGCCUGCUGUCGCGUCAAGCAGAUCAUCGCACGCUCUGCCAAGGCGAGACGACCCAACAGACGCAAGCGUAACUGGCGAUCUCAUGCGCCAUCUCGUCAAUACGCAGCCUGGUACCCAACCUACCAAGAGCCGUAGCAUUCCACUCGGCAUGGAUGAUGUACAGACUUGGUUUCCAAGCCAAAACAUGCGACGGAUACCCCUCAUUGCUCGGUUGACAGAGCAGCUGCCGCAGUCUUCUGCGGCCGAGAUGAAUCGCAUCAUUCGCAAUUGCCGAGCCAGCUCUCGACUCUGGACAGAGACUUUCGCGCCUUCUACGGCCGAACAGAUGCUCGGCGAGACCAAUCGAGCUAGCGCUGCCUACUUGCGCGAUUGGCUUAACGAGCUCACCUUGCGUAGCAUGCAAGCUGCUCCUUGUACUGAUGGCCGGACUACGCCGAUAAGACAGACUAAGAAGCGAACGGUGAUCAGGCAAGUCGACAAAGCCAGCAAACGUAUCAAAAAAACCAAUUCAGACCUCGAUGACUUCCUCGUGUGUGAUGACCAAGAGGCGGCAGAUCAGCAAGACGACGAGACAAACGAUGCGACGGACGCUCUCACGAACCUCAUCGUGCUCUGCGGUCAGAGCGGCACGGGCAAGACGGCAAGCGUUCAUGCAGUAGCAAAAGAGCUUGGGUUUGAGAUAUUCGAAGUCUUUCCCGGUAUCGGCAAACGCAGCGCGAAAGACAUAGAACGCUACGUGGGAGAUAUAGGUCGCAAUCAUCUCGUGCGCAAUGUUGCUUCCCCUCGUCGAGCAGCAAUGCGAACGCCCCCUCAGAGUCCCAGUCGACAGCCUAUCCUGCUCGAUACACCCAAUUCUCCCAUUCGCAACCGCGCAGGUCAAUCUCUCAUCUUGCUGGAAGAAGCCGAUAUCUUGUUCGAAUCCGAUCUUGGGUUCUGGGAUGGCGUCAUCCAGCUCGCAUCGAUAUCGCAUCGCCCCAUCAUUGUCACUUGUAAUGACCUCUCGCUCGUUCCGAGGGAUCUGCUACCAAUUCAGGAGAUACUCUACUACGAAGCACCCCCUCUGCAAGAGACUGUAGCGCUAGUGCAGACCGCAGCUCUACUACAUGGUGUGCUCAUACAAAAAGAGGACCUGUCUUCGCUUUACCGGUCGACGCGGUAUCGGCUUGCAGAAAGACUGUCACCCAGUGAUACUGGCAAUUUGCCUCUCGCCGUACCGCCGCCGGGUGCUUACAGACAGUCUGCAUUCGAUAUUCGCAAACUACUAUCGGACUUGCAGUUCCUCUGCCUUGCGCCUCUGCUGUCAACCUCGCCUGAUCUGGUCGACUUGAUCGAAAUCGCGCUGCAGUCGAGGCCCAACAAUGCCAUGACGGACCAGAUUCAGCUGAUUACGGGCUGGAACGCAGAGUGCGAGCCGUCACCGGAGAUGAUCACGGGAGCGUUGGAGUCUCAAGAGGCGCUAGACGAGCAAAAGAUCGAUGACGAGCUUGCGAUGACCUACAUCGCGAGCAAACCCAAUGGUACCUGCUCAUUCGCAAUCGAGCUCGACGUCCUCGACACUUUACGUGAUUGUGAUUUCAUCCGAGACUGGCUCUUACCCGAUGCACCCAACGAGCUCAGCGAGACUUCCUUCGCUUCUGCAAGGUCCGAGCAUGCAAUUGUGCUGGAUACGAUCAGCAACCGGUUCAUGGAUUCGCUCGCGCCCCUCUUGCCACAUCCAGCCGUGGCAAGUUUGUACAUACCCUACAUCAGAAGUAUGGUCAUGGCAGACGAAGCACGUAAGACUGCAGCAGAAGCAGAAUCUGAUCUGGCUCGCGUCGGCCGACGGCGCAGCACGCGAAUUUCCGGCGUUCAAGCAGUCAUGAAGUUCCAGCUGGAAGAGGAUGUCUUGACGAGCAUCGUCGAGUCAGGCGCGGCAUUCGAUCUGUCUUGA